Molecule: messenger RNA, 1170 nt
Organism: Panicum virgatum (switchgrass)
Lineage: Eukaryota; Viridiplantae; Streptophyta; Magnoliopsida; Poales; Poaceae
Exons: 4
Coding region: 77-814 (245 amino acids)
Source: RefSeq, a predicted model, not a curated record
GCCGCCGCCGCCGCCGCCUUCCAUCCUCCCUCGUUUCUCCUCGCUCUCGCGAACCCGGAUCGGAUGUCUUGUUAACAUGUCAGGAGCAAUGGUUAACCAUUAUGAGCGGUCGCAUGAAAGAUUUACGUGGAGAGGCGUACUCCAUACUCAUGUUGAUCCUAAGAAGAGAAAAGGUUUUAAGAUCUUGUCACGCCCAAGGGAUCGAGUCAAGGAUAAAACCAUCAAUGUUCCAGGCAGUUGUGUCUUUUACUCCCUGGCCACCGCCCUUGAGGCAGCAUAUCGUGCCUGUGGAGUGGACAUUGAUAAGCUCUCAUGGGAGGAUUUGUAUGACAUGGUCGAUCAAGAUAAUCAAUUUCGUGUCCGUGCUUCCCUUCGAGUCCUGAAGUAUCGUGGAAUUAGACGUGAAGCUGAUUACAAGAAGGGCAAUAUUAAUGGAAAGCGAUUCAAGAUAGCUCAAUUUUGUGACAUAAGCAAUGGCUUGGACUGCCACAAUAUCAAGGGGGCCAUAAACAAUUAUCUUAGCAAGACAGUUAUGGUUGCAACAUUUCCAAUAAGCCACAACUACUAUGAUCUAGAAGAUGGAGUAGAGAACAUCUACGAGUAUGAUGAAGAUGAUCCUGUAUUUGGAGGAGAUGCCGGGUCAGAACAGAUUUUCACACACAUGGCAGUUAUAACUGGUUUUGGAUUUGAGGAGAAGGUUCCCUAUUUUGAAUUUUUAGAUUGCAAUGGUAAGACUUUUGGCAAAAAUGGUUUUGGUAGGAUAUUACCCAGUAGCAUAAUUGCUCUCUACGCAUUUGAUGUUGUUGUUGACUAGAUGCACUUACGUAAGUUGUGCUUCAGUGUCUUUGUAAUUUUGGAGGCAUAAUGUACAUUCUGCCAACUUUUGUGAAGUUCAUGGACAGAUGUCAGAUGCCUAUGAAGUACUGAAGUUGAGCUAGGUCAAGAACUUGAUGGUCUCCCAUUGUGGGCUUAUUUGUAUCUCAUCAUGAAUUGGGUGCUUGUGUGAGAUUGCAGCUCCAUAGUAUGUCCUCUGCUGGAUGGAAUUAUGCACAGGAUGUGAGCAAUAUACCUGUCUAUUAUGAACAAACCUUUGCUUGUACUGCUUAGUGAAUACAAGUGUGCGUACACCUGUUGAUCCCUGGUUUCUGCAAUAUGUUGUUACUUGUUCUU